Prorocentrum cordatum is the source of this 791-nucleotide messenger RNA. The record is from the annotation of a GenBank genome assembly. Lineage: Eukaryota; Dinophyceae; Prorocentrales; Prorocentraceae.
GCGGGCUGGUGCCGGUGGCCGCAGCUCCCGCGGCUGGCGCUCUGUUGGCCGCUGGGCCCGUGGGCGUCCCCGCACCCGCGGCCGCCGCGCCCGCUGCCGCGGCCGUUGCGCCCGGAUGGCCUGACCUAGGGGCAGGCGCCCUGGCGAAUGCUUUCGCCGCGGUGGCGGCGGCCCCUGGCGGCGACGCGCGGAUGCAGGCCAUCGUCUUGGACUCCCAAGGGGUCCGCUACGUCGACUUCAGGACGGCCGUAAUGAGGAUGCACGAGUUACCUUGGCAUGACUGGCCGCUCAAGGGCCCCAGAACGUUGUUGUGGGUGCUGAACUACAUCUGCCGGAACGGUGGCACACCCCUCGGUCGCCACACCAAGUGGAAGGCCGAGGCCUACCUGGACGACGAGGACCCGGGGGUAGACGUGCACCUACUGUGCUGCAGGCUGUUGGAGUUCGGAGUCGUGUAUGAUCAGACUCAUGCGACCAAUCUAGCUUCUAUGGAACUGGUCGGCCGCACGCUGCAGACCCAGGAGGAGCUGUACCGCGACAGGUUCGCGCCCACGUCCGAGCACGGGAACGACGCUGCGCUGCUGUCCGGCGUCCAGGACGCGGGCAGCGGCAUCUGCAUGGCCCCGGCGCUGCGCGACUGGCUGGCCGCCGAGAAGUCGCGCGAGGCGGCGAUUGCCAAGGAGCGGCGCAAGGCUCGCGAGGAGCGUGCCUUGGCCGCCGGGACCGGCGCGGCCGUGGCCGCGGCGGCCGAGGCCGUGGGCGACGGGGCCGUGGGGGCGGCAAUACCCCAG